AUGGAAGAAGACAGUCACUGUGCAGGACCACUGGAGCUGAAACAUCAGGGAUUGUGGACAUACGAUUACUGGACCCUGAAGGUAGCCGAUGCUGUCUGCAGAGAGUUAGACUGUGGCUGUGCUGUUUCUGUAGGAAAGAGAAAUGAUUCCUCAUGCAUAUCUGUGUGGGGGAUCAGCUCUGACUGUGUUAAAUCUAGAUUUGCUCUGAGGGAGUGUGCAGAAUCAUAUUACUCUUUCUCUCGCUCCAUCCAGCAUCUCACCUGCUCAGACUCUGUCAGGCUGGUGAAUGGGACCAGUCUGUGCUCAGGCAGACUGGAGGUGAAGACUAACCAGUCUACCCAGCGCUGGUCCUCAGUGUGUGAAGAUGACUUUGACCAGCAGGAUGCAGAGGUGGUCUGUAGUGAGCUUGGCUGUGGGGCUCCUUCAGUCCUCCAGGGGGCGCUCUAUGGAGAAGUGGAGGCUCCAAUGAGGACCAAAGAUUUCCAGUGUGGAGGCAAUGAGUCUGCUCUCCUGGACUGUAGAAGCUCAGGCUCAGAUAGAAACACCUGCUCACCUGGAAAAGCUGUCAGACUCACCUGCUCAGAGCCUGUCAGGUUGGUGGGAGGAGCCAGUCGCUGUGCAAGAACACUGGAGGUGAAACAAAGAGAAUGGAGACCAGUGAGUUACUACUCUGACUGGAGCCUGAAGAUAGCAGCUGCUGCCUGCAGAGAGUCAGACUGUGGCUUUGCUGUUUCUGUAGAGAGAAAAAAGACCACAUACAGAUCUGUGUGGUGGAUCACUUCUGACUGUGUUCAGUCUGAAUCUGCUCUGAGGGAGUGUGCAACAUCAUGGUCCUAUUCCUACAUACUGAAUCUCACCUGCUCAGACCUGCUGCUUCAGCCCAACAUCUCUGUGUCCUCCUCCAUGGUCGGUGUCUCCAAGGCCCAGCAGGAGGGGUUCCAGGUGUUCUCGGGCUCAAACUUCACCAUCAGCUGCUCCAUCCAGCCACAGUACCCAGGAGGCUCCUUGUAGCUCACCUUCACCUCCUCCAACUCAGCACACAACUCCACCCAGCCAGCUGUUAAUCACUCUGCCCACUUCCUGUUUCCUGUUGCAGAGCCCGCCCACCAAGGAAGCUACAGCUGUGUUUAUCACCUCUAUGUUUUCUCUCAUAACUUCUCCUCUGAAAGCCGUCUGCUCUCUCUCGGCA
This is a messenger RNA of Sander lucioperca (pikeperch), 1189 nucleotides long. Its product is annotated as scavenger receptor cysteine-rich type 1 protein M130-like. Gene Ontology annotation, cellular component: membrane. NCBI's taxonomy places the organism in Eukaryota, Metazoa, Chordata, Actinopteri, Perciformes, Percidae. The transcript has 4 exons. The record is from RefSeq and is a predicted model, not a curated record. The coding region runs from base 1 to 1011 and encodes 336 amino acids.